CUUAUGGAGUAACAAAAAAAAAAAAAAAAAAAAAAAAACUCUUUCCCUUCUUACUUCAACAUACUUGUUUUCUUGUUAAGUCUAUAACAAGUUUCUAACUUAUGUCUCACGGACCUCCUCGCGCAUAUUCUUCGCAUAAUUAUUCCGCUAUAUCACCGAAUACAAUGGCUCGACAACAAGUCAUGAACAGUCCACAGUCGUUUCAACAGACUGUUUCUGAUAGUCCACCUACAACUCUAGGCCAAAUAUCAAGCAAUAAAAACACAAACAAUAGCGCAUCCAACAGUCCAGGUCAUAGCGGAGGCAGAAUAACAGCAGGAUCAACACAAGAAACGCUUUAUUGUGAUAGUUGCCAGACCUUUCGACACAUUUCUUUUUUUCCUGAGAGAGAUUAUAAGUAUAAUGUAUGUAAUAUAUGUCGAUCACGCGAAAUGCAGAAGAGAAAGCAACAAAUGGAAAGAUUUGAAAUGUAUGAGGAACAACAGAGAAAUAUAAAACAAGCAAGAUAUAUCCAAUAUAAUGCUCCUUCUCCUUCCUCCACUAACUCCUCUCAGCAGCAAAUACAUUCACCCACUCCUAUCAAUUUAAAUGGGAAUACGAAUAACAGCAAUAAUAACAGUAGUAGUGGCAAUAGUAGUAGUAACAGUGCAGGAGCCAAUGCAGGUAAAUGUCAGCCUUUGUUAGGUUGUAUACUGAUAACACUUGUUAUAGGACACAUUGCGAAUAACAACAAUAGUAAACAGUCAUUCACACCUCCGAACAAUCUAUCACAAAUGCAACCUAGCUUACAAUCGCAGACAACAACACCUCUUUCUUUACCUUCACAGCAACAGCAGCAGUCAAAACGCGAUGGUUUAUUGCAUCGACUGGAGAAGUCAAAAACACCUGAUCAAAACAAAAUACCUUCUUCAUCAACUAUCAUUACAACUACGUCAAAAAGAGCUAGGGAAUCCGCCCCCAAAACGCCAUUGCAAAUACCAUUACCACUACCUCGUCCUCAUCAUAAACUUACAUCUACAGUGGCCGAGCGAGCUACUCAAAAUGUGAUUAGUUUGGAAGAAUUUGUACGAGAAUUAGGACAAGAAACAGAGUUUGAUAGAAAUCAUUACCAUGUCGACAUUCGUCCUUUAUUAGAGAGUUUAGGAAGCAAUGCAGGAUUCACACAACUUGGUCGGGCAGUUUGUGAGCGCGUAUUGGAAGGCACAAAAUUUAAUUUCAGGUAAAGAAUAACACCAAACGCCAAUUUGACCUAUUCUUUUUUAGCUUGAAAGAUCGUAGACGUUCUACCAAAAACCCAGAUACCUUAUCCACAUUACGAUACUAUUGUUCUCAGAGAUCAGAUACAGCAAGACCACGAAAGACAGAAAGUACAAAAGGACAAACUAGAUAUGAUUGCGC
This is a messenger RNA of Gilbertella persicaria, 1398 nucleotides long. RefSeq lists its product as uncharacterized. The record is from RefSeq and is a predicted model, not a curated record. The transcript has a single exon. Bases 102 to 1223 code for a protein of 373 amino acids. NCBI's taxonomy places the organism in Eukaryota, Fungi, Mucoromycota, Mucoromycetes, Mucorales, Choanephoraceae.